AUGUGGCACGGACUUUCGACAUGGACUGGGCGCGUAGCAGCCAAAACCUCGGGGAGUAUGAAUGACAUUGACGCCACGAUGCGACUUCCCUCUCUUCUCUUCGCUGCUAUAGCUGGUCUAUGGCAGCAGCCGCUCGUUUCCAAAGAAGAGUCGAUCACAAGCACACGCCAUAUCCAAGUUACCAGAACUGUUGGCGACUUGUCCAGUACCGUGUAUGCUGUUCGUAUAGGUAAAUCGACCAUAUACAUGGAACACCUGCCUGCUACCCCGGCCACGAGAUCAGUUCCCUGGCAAGCACUACAAGCAACGCAUCUCGAGUUGCGUGCUGAAGAACUUAGCACGAUGCAUAUCAAAGUCACUCAGACAAUAGCUCAGAUCCAGUCCACAAUGUUUGCUAGUAAAGUCGGGACCUCCAUUUCGACUAUCACGAAUGCUCCUCAGUCUCUGAUUGAGGAGGCCGCGGAGGAUGCAGCCGAGAUGUCGUCCCAGCAGUUGGCGGUCGCUGUAUCAUCAGCGAAGGCCGACGCAUUGGCACACUCGACUGUCGCAAUACUGACGAGCACUACUCUGCCUUCUACCCCAGAGGCAUUGGCCCAGCCGUCAUCGACUCAGGCUGAGCCCGCACAGUUCACCAACUCAAGCUCUCCGACGACUUCGACUCGAUCUGUGGCCACCAGUCCGAGUAGCCAAGGCAGUGGUGAGACCAUGCUCCCAAUAGGUCUCGAGCUUCGAGGCAAUACGGCAACCACGACUAGCACUCAGCUGCAGACAACGACCAACGAAGCACAUACUACAGUGAUGCUCGUUAUCGAUGGCUCUUCGACGUCAACUGUGACUUCAAUGCCUGCUCCUUCGCUGCAGGGUGUUGCCUCUUCGCAAUCUUCUGCCACAUCAGCAUCGAGUACCUCGGGGCAGGCCACAAGCUCAGAGCGUUCCCCUAAGACCACACAAACUGUCGCUACAUCCGUGGCUAUCGAUACAAACGCUGCUCAAGUCAAGAGCACACAAACCGCUUUGAUUCAAGCUUCCACCUACAGUGAUGAAGUGUCUACCACCGUCUCCUCUGCGGAUUUCACGACGGCAACAGCAUCAUCAGCAACGGGAUGCGUCGAGGACUGUUCUACUCACGUACUCUCAACAAUCUUUUCCACGUCCAGCUCUUCCUCCACUAGCAGCAACAGAGUCUACACGUUCUCUGUCACUAUGACAGAAGCAUCCUCUACCUCAUCCGCCGGCGGUACAAUUGUCCCGUCCGCUGCGCAAACUUCGGAUGCGGCCACCAUCUUCACAUCGUAUGGCUCACAAAGCAGUGCAUCCACGGCCGCGGAUAUCGCUGCUGACAACGCAGCUGGAGCAUCCGGCGGCUCGGGCAGCUUCAAGCUCAGCAAGGGAGGCUUUGCAGCAAUCAUUAGUGUCGUGUCUAUUGGUGUUGGUCUAGGCAUAAUCUUCCUCGUCCUCUUUGUCGUUGCCAAACGUCGUCAAUGGAAAGUUCGCCAAUCCAUCGCUCGCGCUUCCCGCCGCAUAACCGGUCGCUUCUCCUCACACCCUAACAGAACAGCUUUGCGCUCAGAGAAAGAGCCCACUCUGCCGAUCAUCGAACCUCGUCAACCCCUUGGGCCUCGACCCGCACCAUCUAGCAGACGCAAUCAAGGCUUUGCAAACAUUGACGCUACUCUGCAUUCCAACUACCGUGGCGUGGAGACAGUAGGCAGGAGUAUGUCUAGAGGCCCAGAGGCUUGGAGGAAGGCAAUGGCCAUGGAGCGAUUACAGCAGAGUCAGAGAAGGAAGCCUGAGCUGAGAGUUGAUACGGGUGCGGCUGCUAGGAUGGAGGAGGGGAGACGGGGACGACAGGCACAGAAAAAAGGAAGUUGGAAGGAUUUGUUCAGAGCACUAUGCCAGAAGUGA
Aureobasidium namibiae CBS 147.97 is the source of this 1905-nucleotide messenger RNA. RefSeq lists its product as uncharacterized. The coding region runs from base 1 to 1905 and encodes 634 amino acids. The record is from RefSeq and is a predicted model, not a curated record. Lineage: Eukaryota; Fungi; Ascomycota; Dothideomycetes; Dothideales; Saccotheciaceae. The transcript has 4 exons.